AUGGAACACAUCGAGCUCGUGGCCCACGCCAAAGAGUUUGACGAGUCCCUCCAACACCAUCAACAAGAGGCGGCGCACGUCGACCAGCAUGACGUCGCCAGCCCUGCCACUUGGCAAGACAAGCCGUCCCAGGCCACUAGCGACGUAGAGAAGCAAGAGCCCACCAACGCCGCCGCACCACAUCCAAUCGACGCUGCGGGAAGCGACACCAUCGGCCCCGACAAUGCACCCGUAAAGGAUCGCGGCUGGGCGGCGUGGCGCUUCGUGCUCGCGUCGGCGACGAUGGAGUUCAUGGUGUGGGGUGCCUCGUACGGCUACGGCUCCUUCCAGGACUACCACCAGCACAGCGACGCCUCGCCCUUCCACACGGCCUCGCUCACCUCCGUCUCGUCCAUCGGCACCACGCUGCUCGCCGGACAGCACUUUAUCCCGCUCGUCGCCUUCGGCCUCUACUCGAUGUUCCCCUCGCUCAUCAAGACGUUCACCUACACCUGCGUCGCCGCCUCGGCGCUCUCGCUGCUCAUCGCCAGCUUCGCCCAGUCGGUGGCGCUGCUUAUCGUCUUCCAGGGUUUGUUGCUCGGCAUCUUUGGCGGCAACCUCUUCACCACUACCAUCCUGUGGCUACCCAACUGGUUCGACAAGAGGCGCGGCUUUGCCACCGCGCUCAUCUUUGCCGGCUCCGCCGUGGGCGGCAUCCUGUGGCCGAUUCUGUUCACACAAAUGCUCGAGCGCAUCGGUUUCAGGUGGACGCUUAGGGCGUGGGCGCUCAUGCAGCUCGUCGUGUCGGGCGGCGCGGUACUGUGCCUCCAGCCCGGCCGCAGGCUCGACGGCAUCCAAAGGCCGAUUCGGUGGAAGCGCGUCGUGCCCGGCUUUCCGCGCUCGCUCCUCUCGCCGCUCACCCUGCUCAACGCCGGCGUGAUCCUCACCCAGACCACAGCGUGGUACUCGGUGUCGCUCAACAUCUCCAACUACGCCACCGCCAUGGGCUUUAGCAGCGCCACCUCCACGGGCGUGCUCUCGGCCUUCAACGCCUCGGCGGCGGUGACGUACUUUGUGCUCGGCUACCUCGUGGACCGCUUCCCCUACCCGCUCAUCAUGGCCACCUCCACCACGCUCAACCUCGUCUUCACCGUGCUCGUGUUCGGGUUCGCCGACGGCUCGCUCACCAAGAUCAUCGUCUACGUCGUCUUCUUUGGCAUCUCGGGCGGAGGCUUCAGCUCGUUCCUCACGCCCAUGUCGCGCGAGAUUAAAGACAAGGCGCAGUCCGACGAGUUUUCGCUGCGCUUUUUGUACUUGGUCUGCAUCCGCGGGUUGGCAGCCAUGUGCGGACCCAUCAUCGCGGUGCAGUUCUACCCGGACCAGCUGGGCAAGCCGUCGGCGUACGGCAGCUUCGGCUUCACACCCUUCAUCGCCUUCAUCUCGGCCACGCUCGCGAUCUCGACGCUCGCUUCGCUCGUCGUGUUUGCCUACAAGCGCUACUCCCAGCCGCGGCACGAGCGUGGCAAAGCCAGCGCACCCGUCACGCCGCCGCCCGAGCCCAGCUCCGCGGUGUGA
Molecule: messenger RNA, 1554 nt
Organism: Moesziomyces antarcticus
Lineage: Eukaryota; Fungi; Basidiomycota; Ustilaginomycetes; Ustilaginales; Ustilaginaceae
Product: MFS general substrate transporter
Exons: 1
Coding region: 1-1554 (517 amino acids)
Biological process (GO): transmembrane transport
Cellular component (GO): fungal-type vacuole membrane
Molecular function (GO): transmembrane transporter activity
Source: RefSeq, a predicted model, not a curated record